Molecule: messenger RNA, 4739 nt
Organism: Cuscuta epithymum
Lineage: Eukaryota; Viridiplantae; Streptophyta; Magnoliopsida; Solanales; Convolvulaceae
Source: the annotation of a GenBank genome assembly
AUUUGCUGCAUUUCGAAGAAUAACAUAUGGGGAAGGAAGAAGGCGAGGCUCCUCCAUACACGGAGGCGGGAAGUGAACACUUUUCAACGUCGUCAUCACUGUUUCCGGUUUUCCCACAGUUCUCUAAUUCUGAAGCCGCCGUUCCUGAAUGGCUUUCCAAUUCCAGCUUCAAGACCGACCUAUCCGUCAUAAACGACGCUCUAUCGAUGCACUACAGUCACGACCAGUCCCAGUACGAAGACAAAGUGCGAGAAGAUGAAGAAGAAGAGGAAGGGAAGGAAGUCGACAAGGAAGCGAAUACCAAGCGAAAGCAGUACGAGUUGCUGGACUCCGACGCAUCUGAUUCCGGCAAUUUAUCGUCUAACCCUUCGGAAGAAGAUAGGAAGGGCAGCGGUAGGGAUAGGCGGUCGAAAAAGAAGAAGAGAGGAAGAAGAAGUGAGCGUUCUAAUGAUGGACGUCCGCCGCCUUACAAGAGUGAGCUUUUCUCUUCGCGAAAAUCAGAUGUGGGAAACUGGGCAUCAUCUUCUGCUGUUGACACCACGAACGCCAAAGACUAUUACUUUGACUCCCGUGGAGAUCGUGAUAACUUGGCCUUCGGAUGCCUAUACAAAAUGGAUGUUCCUCGGUACAAGCUUCAUAAUUCUAGGAAAAUGUUUGAGAUUAAUUAUUACAUGAAUAUUGGCCAGAGCAUUCUUUAUACAGACGGUGAUGUUGAUGCACUGGAUAGCAAACUUAGAGCCGAGGGUCGCUACUGGUCUGCAAAGUGUGCCGCAGUAGAGCGUCAUAAGAACUUGAAGCGAACUCGAAUAAUUUCCCGUGCAAGGCCCCAGAUACAACACUCAUCUGAUUUCAUCCCUUUGUGCGAUGAAGAACCGGGAGGUGAAUCCGUUUCAGGGACUUCCGUGCUGGAUGAAUCAUGGGAAGAUGAGAUGUUACGCAAGACGAAGGAGUUCAAUAAGAUGACAAGAGAUAGACCACAUGAUGUUAAAGUUUGGUUAGAUUUUGCAAAUUUUCAGGACAAGGUUGCCAGUAUGCAGCAACACAAACUUGCUCGCCUGCAAAUACUUGAGAAGAAAAUAAGUAUUCUUGAGAAGGCUACUGAACUUAAUCCAGAUAGUGAAGACCUGCUUCUCUCUCUUAUGAAGGCUUACCAGAGAAGAGAUAGUACAGAUGUACUGAUUAGUCGGUGGGAAAAGAUUCUUCUUCAAAACUCUGAUAGUUACCUGUUGUGGAGAGAAUUUUUGCGGGUUGUUCAGGGUGAAUUUUCUAGAUUUAAGGUGUCAGAAAUGAGAAAAGUUUAUGCAAAUGCAAUACAAGCUUUAUCUGGUGCAUGCAGUGCACAGCAUAGUUUAGUCAAGGUUUUACAUCAGCUUCUCUUGAUCCAGCUAUUGUAAAACUAGAAAUUGGUUUAGUUGAUAUAUUUGUGUGUCUUUGCCGGUUUGAGUGGCAAGCAGGGUACAAGGAGUUGGCCACUGCCUUGUUUCAGGCAGAAAUUGAAUACUCCUUGUUCUCCCCAUCUUUACUGAUCAGCAAACACAGUAAACAAAGACUUUUUGAACAUUUUUGGAGUAGCAAUGGUGCUAGAGUUGGUGAAGAUAGAGCUCUUGGCUGGUCAUCAUGGUUAGAGAAGGAAGAAGAACAUAGACAAGUGGCAGCAAGGGAGCAAUCUUCAAGUGAUGUUGACGAAGGUGGCUGGACUGGCUGGUCAGAACCAUUAUCAAAAAUGAAAGAACUUAAUGAUGUAUCAGAAAAGUUGACAGAUAGUGAUGGAGUUCUCGAGGAGUUAGAUGAUGGAGCCAAUAAUGAUAUAAAAGAUGAUACCGAGGCUUUGUUGAAAAUACUUGGAAUUGAUACUGCUGCUGCUGAAGCAAGUUUUGAGAUCACAGAUACGAGGACAUGGGCUAGGUGGUCAGAAGAAGAAGUAGAAAGGGAUUCAGACCAGUGGAUGCCUGUACAUGCAAAUUGUGGUUAGCAUCUCUUCCCCGGUCUCAGGGUGAAUUGUCACAGGAUUUUCCCAUUUGAUGAUGACCAACUUUUGAGGGUAGUAGCAUAUGAAGAUGUCCGGGACUACUUAUUCUCAAUAUAUUCUAAGGAAGCACGCUUGUCUUUGGUAUCACAAUUUAUUGAUUUCUAUGGUGGGAGAAUUGCUCACUGGACUUGCACUAAUAGUUUUAGUUGGUCAGAGAAGACUCUUAGUCUGGAGGCAUUGACAGAUCCUCUUUUAGAUGAACUGAGAAGGGUUUAUGAAGUUUUGGUGAAAAAAGAGACACACCCAGCUGUUACAAGUUUGGAAAACAUAUUGAGCAGUGCUAAUGGGAUAUCUAUGCGCACCAGUAUGAUGGAGUUUCUCCGUAAUGCAACAUUGCUUUGUAUGACUGUAUUCCCUCAAAAUUAUGUCCUUGAAGAAGCUGCUCUUGUUGCGGAGGAGGUAUCACAUACCAUGGUGAAUUCAUCUAGCUGUUUAGUAACCCCUUGUCGAGUGCUUGCAAAGAGUCUACUGAAAAGUAACCGCCAGGAUAUAUUGUUAUGUGGAGUUUAUGCACAGAGAGAGGCAGCAUUUGGAAAUAUUGAUCAAUCUAGAAAGAUAUUUGACAUGGCGUUAUUAUCCAUUGAAGGACUUCCUGCGGAUAGUAGGAGCAAUGAGUCUCUGUUAUACCUUUGGUAUGCAGAAGUGGAGCUUGCAGAUGGUUCUGAUGGUGGCUCAGAAUCAUUUUCCCGUGCUUUACACAUUUUAUCUUGCCUGGGAAGUGGUAUGAAAUAUGCUCCAUACAAAUGUCAGCCAUCAAGCUUGCUCCAGCUAAGAGCACGCCAUGGAUUUAGAGAGAGACUAAAUUUGCUAUAUUCGACCUGGAGAUGUGGUGUGAUAGACGACCAGUCAGUUGCCCUUGUAUGUUGUGCUGCUUUGUUUGAAGACAUAAGUACUGGAGGGACAGCCAGUAUUGAAAUUUUUGACCAAGCAUUUUCAAUGGUUCUUCCUGAAAGAAGAAGGAACAGCCAUCAUCUCGAGUCUUUGUUCAACUAUUAUCUGAACAUGCUUUCUAAACAUCACAGACAAGUAAAGCUAUCGAAAGUGUGGCAGUCUAUUGUGGAUGGGCUGCAAAUAUAUCCUUUCAGUACAAAACUGUACGGUGCAUUAGUUGAAAUCAGUCAUCUUUACUGUUCGCCGAAUAAGCUAAGGGUGAUAUUCGACCAAUACUUCAAAAGGAGUCCAUCAGUCAUUAAUUGGCUCUUCGCGUUGUCGUUUGAGAUGAGUAGAGGUGACUCUCAGCAUAGAAUACGCAGUUUUUUUGAGAAAGUAUUGGAGGAUGAGAAACUAUGCAACUCGGUGAUAAUCUGGCGCAGCUACAUCGCAUAUGAACUUGAUGUGACAUGCAACACAUCAGCUGCAAGAAGAGUCUUCUUUCGAGCAGUUCAUGCAUGCCCAUGGUCAAAAAGGUUAUGGCUUGAUGGUUUCCUCAAGCUAAAUACCAUACUAACUGCAAAGGAGCUCUCAGAUCUUCAGGAAGUAAUGCGAGAUAAAGAGCUGAAUUUGAGGACAGAUAUUUAUGAAAUUCUUCUUCAAGAUGAGAUGCAGUGCUGAUAUCACGUUGAUCUUUUGGCCCCUUGUAACUCCUGCCUGUGUGCCUUCUCCUCCGCUCUUACACAACUGAUUCACUCCUGGCUCGCACGAAUUGUGAAUCUGUGAUCACUUCCCAUUUGGCGUAGAAUUAAGGGAAUUUGAAAGUAAUAUACUAGGAAUACAGAAGAUACUAUGUGCGCGGACUUUGUUUAACAUACCAAAUUUUCUCCAUCAGUUACGGACUUGCGGUUGUCAAUGGGCACUGCUACAUCUACCCAGUUGAGUUUAGACAAAGCCCCUGCCGGUGGUGGUUCGAGUAAUGCUCCAAGUUCUGAAUUGAAUGUGCCUGGAUUUUUUAUUUUUCUCAUCAUCCUUGAUGAGCUGCGUUUGUACUUGAGUUGCAAAAAUGAUGCCCAUUAUUUUCUCAUCGCCCUUGAUGAGUUGCGGUGUGCUGUUGUACCACCUGUAGUGGCACAAUUUCUCCUUCCACCAUUGCUUGAGUGCAAUUUUGUUCACCCCCUCCUUGGAGGGUGACCAUAACCCCCCUCCCUAUUUGCUUGCCAUGUGGCAAAAAAAGAAAUGAAAUGCCAAAAUUGCAUUCCCAUUGCUUUCCCAGUGGUUACUAUAUUAGUCUAGAGAAGCAGAACAGGGUAUUGAUAAUAUUUUUACGGUAAAGCCCUCCCACCCACCCACCCGUGGCAUUGAAUGAAUCCUUCCCCAAUUUGGAUUGCAUGGAACUCAACGGAGGGUUAGUUAUGGUACUCAUAGACAUGAUGGACAGGAAUCGAUUACUCUCAAGUAUUUGCCUUUCUCCGGUUUAAGAUGUACAUAGUGUUCAGUAAUUUGGAGUGUUAAAUAUCCUAAAGAUGCAUCAUGAGAUUAAACCCGAAAUUGCCAUUCAUAAGUAGGAUUGGACAGAUCGCUUGUCUAAACCAGUUAACCAGAUAAUCGACAAAGCUAAAAAAGGUUAACAUUCAUGUUUCUGAAGUAGUUGAGAGAAGCAUUAUCUUGACCAUCUCUAGUAGUAUGGCUUGACGAGUAUCUAGCAGAAAAUAAAAAAGAAUGGAAGAUACUCCAUUCUUGAAGUCAUUACAAAGGGUACGUUUUUUGAGUGGUUUCAAACUUCAUGUUUCCCAUUGUUGGUUUCUUUCAAAUUUGUGUCUUUUAAAUUAGUAUUGCG